AUGGAGCCGGUGCUUUUCUUCCUGCCAGAGGCCGCCUGUCCCGGAGCCCGGCCGGCCGUAGGUCCGCUUCCCGAGGGCCGAGCGCCCCGCCGGCUCCCUGCCUCGCCGUGUGCGGUGAGUCCGGCCCGGCGUGGAGGGGGGUCCCGGGAUCGGGGCUGCCCUGCCGACUCCGGCCCGGACGCCAGCCGCUCUAACCCGAUCUUUCCCCGCAGGGGGGCGCUGAGCCCACCGGGCACCUGCCGGCCAUGCAGGCGACGUGAACGUCGGGCGCCCGAGGGAGCGAUCCCGGCGGGGCCGGGCUAUGGCCCCCGGGGCCGGGUGAGCGCAGGAGCCGCCGAGGAGCCGCUGCCGCCGCCGCCGCCGCCGGGAGGUAAGGAGGGGGGCUGGCGAGCUCGUGGUCCCCGCGGGGAAAGGGCUGUGGGUGUGCGCAGUUCUGUCCCAGAGCGGGGAGAGGCGAAAUCGCUGGUCGUCGGGAAGGGGCGCGGGGGCCCUCCUCUUUGCUCCCUCCCCGGCCGAUCCCGGUGUAGGUAUUCCCCGUGGCUCUGACCAGGCCGCCGGUGACCGUGUGUCUCCCGUGCAGGGAGCGGAUUCGAUGCCCUGGAAGGGCCGGUACCCGAGGGCAGAGGGAGGCGCUUCCCGGCCCGGAUCCUCGGAGCAUGGUCCCCGGAGAGCCGCGCGCAGCAGGAGGCGCCCGAUCUGCCGAGACGGAGCGCGCGGUGAGUGCGGCGGGCGGGAAAGCGCGAGCGCAGCGCCCCCUAGACUGGGGCGGGGAGGAGAGAGCGGGGCAAAUGCGCGGCUGGGGGGGGGGCGGAGAAGCAAGACUCUGGAGCGGAGCAAGUAGGCAGCCUGUUCGGAAGGGGAGCGGGCGCUUGUCGCGGCAGGGCUGCUUCUCCGCCGCCGACCCGGGUAACUCUUGGCGGACUUCGAGCGCCUUCGUUCUCUAGAGGACCGCUUGCUCGGAGUCGAACCGCACGCUCGCUCGCUCUCUCGGUUCCCCGCAGCCCACAGCUCAGGUCUGCCUCGUGGCUCCAGUCUUAAGUUUUCCAGGCAGCUCCUCUGGAGAGAAUCGAUGGUUGAGUGUGUUGUACUGUAUGUGUGUGUGAGAGAGGCAGAGAAAGACAAGAGAGCCGGAUGCAGGGUGUCUCUUUGCCUUUUCCCAGGCGGUCCACGGUCCUCUUCUCUUCUAGAAUUUCUCUGGCAUUUCUCUGCGUUUCCUCCAGUCCAAGAGUGGCUAACCUUUGGCCCUCCAGAUAUUGCUGGACUACAACUAACAUCAUUCCUGACCAUUGGUAAUGUUGGAUGGGACUGAGGAGUCAUAGAAUCACAGAAUUGUAGGGUUGCAAGGGACCUCCAGGGUAAUCUAGUCCAACCCCCUGCAAUGCAGGAAUCCUGCUCAUGGUACCUGGGUGGACUUGACCCACCAAAACAGCCAGAUGCACUGACCCUACAGAGCCUAACAACUUCUAGCGAGCUCUCUGGGGCUGUUAGACCAGGCCUAUCAGGAAGGACCUCUCUGGCUUCCUCGGGCACUUCCAGUACAUAUUUCCAGCAGCAUUCAAAGGAGAGAGAGAGAGAGAGAAGAAUUCGACACAAUUUCUACAUCAUCAAAACUUGAGAAAUUCAGCUCUUCCACCUCAGUCACUGAGCCUACAAUGCUAUGCAAACUUACCUGAGAGCAGCGGGACUUACGUCUGAGUAAACGUGCCGAGGAUUGCACAGCAGGUCUGUUUUCCACUCCCCAUCACCACCGGUGUCCGGCAGCCCACUCCUCUUUUCUGCUGUGGUUCCGAUCCUGGCGUGACUUCUCUGUUGCUUCCUAGCAGAUAUAAUUCCUGCUGUUUUUGGUUACUGUUCAAGAGAAUGUGGCGUCAGGUUGCGAGUCCUGCAUUAGCUUGCUUGCUCACUUAGUCUUUUGACUGUGUUCGUUGUAGACACCGGGGACAUGUUGGGCUGCUCCGGUGGCUGAGUGUCCAGAGAUGAGGCUCCAGAACUGACACUUUGGCAUGCUGUUCCAGCCACAAGGGGUCCAGGAUAGCAUAUGCAUGGAUGCUUUACAAAGUGAGCAGGAUGUUCAGAGUUGUGGGGGUGGGGGUGGAGGAGCAGGAGAAGGGUGUAUAUUGGCUGCUCAUCAGCUUCAAGGAAGACUUUGCUGCCAACAUCUCUUUGUUUUGGAAAGUAAACAUAAAUCUUCAAACCAGCUUCCUUCAAAAACUCCUGCAGCUCUGCAACGGAAUGCCUUAGAGUCACCACUUCAGAUUGUUAUGACAGUUUGAGGCACCAGAAAGAUAAUAUUCUGUUCUCCCCGCCCGUACUAACCCAUUCCUUUCUUACUAGCCAUUGUUUUGUAUAUUUCCCUAAUUACCCACAAAUAGACGAUGUGGUCCUAUGUGCUCUGACUGCCUAUUUGGCUCUCCCAGAACCUGUUCCAAACACUCCUCCCUGAUUUGCGAAAUGCAGCACAAGCAGCCCUUCAUUUCUUAAUCGAAACAGCUGCAUGACAGGGGAAGAUGCUGUUUUGAUAAUGCCCUUGCCCCAGUGUGCUACUAGGUGGCACAUACCAGGCAGGAGUCUUCAGGAAUACAUCUCAAAGGAUUUGUGUCAUCCUUCUGACGCAGCUUCUGAAUUCAUUUUGCAGCCAGCAGUCAAUGGAUAAGCCUCCCCUCCCUUCCAUUCUUUUCAGUCCUCUUGGGUUUCCCUGGGAAUUGAACUUGAUUCCCCACCCCCAUAAUUCUGAUCCAGGUCUGUGGAAGACUUGCAUUAAUGAACAUGAGUCAAAUUCAGGCCUCUGCAUCAGAGGAGGCAUGGCUUUUCCACCCAAAGGUCUUGGGAAAGCGGAAAGAUGUCUUUGAAGCUUCCAGAGUUGUUGCUGGAAGCUGAUGACUCCCAGAAGCUCUGCAAUCAGUGUGGUUAUUACUCUGUGCUGGGUCUCGCAAGAUAUGGAGGCAAAUUUCCACUGGGCCUCAAUGUCUGCAUGGCUGGGGACUCUGCAUACUAGUAUGGUUGCCUGGAUGGCAGAAAAUAAACAGAAGAUCAGUAGUAUCUAUUAGGAUGUGCUUGGACAUUGGACCCAGAGGAUAUAAUUUCCACAUUUCACAGGUUGAUCUUCAGAAGCUAUUCUUUUCUCUACAAAAUCACUGGUAGGACCUCCCCACCUUCCAGGACAGACAUGGAUAUUCUGUGCAGGGCUUAAAGAUAGAGAUGUAUCUGUUUCAGUGGAAGGCUCAUAGACUAUAGAAUUGUAGUGUUGGGAGGGGCCAAAAGGGUCCUCUAGUCCAGGGGUAGGCAAUCUAAGGCCCAUGGGCCGCAAGCAGCCCACGGGGGUCAUUUAACCAGCCCACGAGCCGUCCCCUAACUGAGCAGCCCACUUGGCGAGUCCCCAUGCGCUGUGCUAAACCAGCACAGCACGGCACAGGGACUUGCUUUCACAGUGCCGGAAAUCACGUCUGCGCAUGCUCAGGCGCCGGAAAUUGCGGCCGUGCAUGCGCAAUCUGGCCCACGGAGGGAUCUCUGCUGGAGUGAACCGGCCCAGGCGAGGUAAACCUUGCCGACCCCUGCUCUAGUCCAGCCCCCUGUGAUGCAGGAAUUCUUUCCCCAAUGUGAGGUUUGAACCCAUGGCCCUGAGGUUAAGAGUCUCCUGCUCUACUGACUGAACUAUCCCAGGAAGCCUGUCUUUCUCACAGCUACCCGCACUGCUGCGUCUUUAAAUCAUUUUGGAACUCUUUGUUUCCCAGUCUGCGGAAUCAGGGCUAGGUUCUACCUCUUAGCCACUGAGAUGAGAUAAAAGGUUCCCCUCUGUGUGUGUGGUAUGGGCAGUGUAAAAAACGCAACAAAACUCUGGUUCUCUGUUGCCACCUUGUGGGAAUCUGAUAAAGUGCACAUCUCUGCAAACGACCAGAUUUCCCAGAUGUUCCCUCAUGCAGGAGAUGAAUCCUGUCUGGUCAGGUCAAGAUCAAUGCCAGUUGAAGGUAGUCUAAUAUCAAAGCUAGCUAAUUAAGGUGGUGGCAACUUCAGAUGGAAGGAUAAUCAAGAACCAAAAGGGUUUACCUUUGCAUCCAGCCUCUACACAAGCUCUUUUAAAAGGGCUCAGCUGUUUAAUACUCUGGGGAACCGCUCUCUGUAGUUGCAGGGCAGAAAGUAGUGUGAGGGCAGACUGUGCCUCUGAUAAAAUCUGGUGCUUCACUCAGUGGGUUAGCUCUAACAAUGAGCUUACAAUCUAAAAUUUCACACUGGGGUAAAACUGUCUGCAGUUGUGGGACAGGUGUGCUCAUAUCUCACAAAUCAUAGCAGUGGCAUAAUAAAGUACCCAUGUUGGAAGCACUUACUGUCAUAAUAGACUCUUCCAUGUGAGUUUUUCCUGGUUGCAUGCCUGGUGGCAGCCCUUACAAACCCCAAGCCAUUUGUGUGCAUGUCACCGUAAACAUGAACUAGCACAAAACCUUCAGAAAUUAUCAAGCUAGGUCUCAUCAGAGUUGGAACUGGCCAGGAACCUCUUUUGUCCCAGUCCUGGGUAGGUGCCUGAUCUUUCCAUGGUACCCCUCUAGAGACGACGAUGAAAUACAAGGAGCUGCAACACUCAUGCCUGUUUUAUUUCAGCACCAGCAUCCACAAGAUAGUUGCUUGCUGUGGAUAUUGGUGGUCUUAGCUGAUGCUAAGGAAAUGGCUUGUUUUAAUUUUUCAUUGGCCAAGAUACAUUAUUGGGACAGAGCCAUGGGAAUGUCUCAUAGCCCAACCCUGUUCCUGUUACAGACUCAUACCAGAUCCUAAACUGCAAACUUUCAGGUCAACUAUCUCUUGCAAGGGUCAUCUGAACUGCUUUUAUUUAGCUCAACUGACUCACUUAUCCAGAGAGGCUUGCAGUGCAGGGAGAAGUGUAGAUCUAGACAAGGGUGAUGUCUGGGCCACAGUAAGGCUGAAGGUGUAGAAAUUAGGCUAUCCAAUUAGGAAAGAAAGGUCCGGUUCCUGAACUGUGUCUUUGUGUUGCAGGUAGGAUGGAGUGGAGAGUGGAGGGGCCAAGGCACAGAUCGGACAGAUCUCCCUCUGCCUACAGGAGUUUGCCUGUCCAACAAGAGCGAUACAGGGUGAGUUAGCCUCGCCAGAGGGUGUUUUCAACACAAGAGCAGGAGCCUCAGAAGCAACGGGUAGGUAGAAAGGCCCUUGUCUGCAGGAGGAUCCCAGCUCUCCCAAUGUAUGAGAGAUGGAAUGGCUUCUUGGUACAUCACUUGCCUUGGGUUUCCAAUGCAUGAAUCUGGUUCUUUGCUGCUCUCUGUUAGCCUAGCCCAGUGUUUCUCAAACUUGGGUCUCUAGCUGUGGUUGGACUACAACUCCCAUCACCCCAAGUUAGCAGAACCAGUGGUCAGGGAUGAUGGGAGUUGUAGUCCAACAACAGCUAGAAACCCAAGUUUGAGAAACACUGGCCUCUCCCCUUGUGGGAACCUUGUCUUGGAGGGCCGCAUUGUACAUAGCAGUUUUUUUACAUAGGUUUCAUUUUUAUGUAGGCCAAAGCUUGUCCAUUGCUCAUGUGAACUUGCAUAUGUCUUCUUUGCUGCAUGCAUCUAUAACUGUAGCUUCUCACUUGGCAUGCAUGUGAUGAAAUGGAUUCCUGGGCACCUUUAUCUUUUCACAUAAUGGUGCAAUUAUGGCACAUAUACAUGGCCAGCAUGUGUUUUCCAGCACAGAAGUGACACCCAGGUUAGAAGGUGAAGUAGCCUCGAGACUCCAGCACAACACAUUGCCUCCUCAUCGCACCUUCCUUUGUAGGACAGCCCUGCUGCAUUCUCUGUGCCCUUGUUUCCAUGAGGUGUGCUUACUGAGGUGUGCCAUUAUCUCUUUCGUAGGAGCGGGGUUUGUGGGGUACAAUCACCCUGCUAUCAUUGUUUGCUGGUGCAGUCAUGGCAACCCCGCAGACCUGGCACAACAACCAGACAUUGGGAGCUGCCUCUGAUGGAAGCAUGGGCACUGCCAGCCCUGCCUCUCUGGAGGAAAACAGCAGGGAAGCAUCAUCACUCGGCACAUGGAGCCACUGGCACGGUAGGAACCUGGCAUGUCUCAUGGGGAAGUGGGUGAGAGUCUGGGGUAGUGAGGAUCUGAACUUUUCCCAGUUGGAUCCUCACCCACACAGUGGUCCCCAGCUUCCUUUGUCUCAGGCACUGCUGUGAUGCUUUGCCUCUCUUUAAAUCAUUUACCCACCCCCAUGUCCUUUGAAACAGGCAGUCCAUUUGCAGAGCAAAUGGAAAUAGGUAUAUUCUGCCUGUUAUCUUUUGGGCAGAUUGAGCCCCAUGCCCUUUUCCUUGAUUCCCGGUGCCUAACAUUCUCCCCAUGUCCUCCUUUCUGCUCGCCCCUCUUCUUUUUUUCCUUCAGGGGGAAACGUGACCAUAGACAGGCUGAGCUCUUCGGAACUGCUCAGGGCUGAGCGCUCCCCAGCCAGCUCCAGCAAGGCCAAGAAAGGAUCCAAGAAAGCCGGUCGCAGCAAAAACAGCCGCUUCUGCCGCCUGCACAGCCGCCUGGUGAAGGUGCGGGACCUUGGGCUGGGCUUUGAGUCGGAGGAGAUUGUGCGGUUCAAGUACUGCAGUGGGUCGUGCCAGCGAGCCCGCACCAACUAUGACUUGGCCUUGAGUAGCCUGCUACAGCAACGCACCAUCGUGCCUGGGCCUCAUGACCACCCUUCCUCCCACCCCUGCUGCCGCCCCACCCGAUAUGAGGACUUCUCCUUUAUGAAUGUGCGCAAUGCCUGGCAGACUGUGGACCAUGUCUCAGCAGCAGAGUGUGGCUGUGUGGGCUGAGGGGGCUGCCUACUCUGAGCUCGCAGUUUGUCACUGAGGCUGCAGCCAUGCCUAGGGCCUUGCUCCAUUGGUGGGGCAUGAGACACGGAGAGACACGGUCUGUGGUGGGGCUUUCCAGGUCAGGCAGAAGCAGCACAUGGACAAUAAGCAGGAGGAGAGCAUGAUGGCCACAGCUCGAAGGUGCCUGGGCCUUCAUCUCCACAUCUGUGGAACAUUUUCAUAGGGUACUUUCCUCAUAGCAGCAAGAUGGUGAGAUGGAGGCCAGCCAAGCCUUUGAGGACUGCAAACCCACACGGGGAGGAAUUCUCCCCUUUAGGGUUUGGUCCGUCAACCGUGUCGUGCAUUUGCUCACCCAUCAAGUUGCACCCUCCAGUGGAGAAGCAGCACUGGGAUUUCCCAUACCUUUACUCAAGGGAUGAAGGAUAGGGAUGUAGCCUGAAAGACCUGUGGUGCAAAUGGGUAGGUUCUUGAGCAUCACUCCUUGCCACUUUGUCAGGCAGUGGAAAGAAUUGGCUGCUCGCUCAGGUCACCUGGCCCUGUCAAUUGCAAGGCUGAUGUUCUCUCCCACUUUAAGCCCCCAAACCUUUCCCUGAGCAAAUUGGUUUGCUCCAUCAGAGAGCAGAUGUAGUUGAACACGAAGGACAGAGUCACAAUGCUUAGCAGCAGCAUCAGGGUCAACCUACAACUGGUGAGCUUGUGCUCUGACGGUCCAGCGAUUACUACUGCUGUCAGUCUUGUGCUGGGAUGUUCGGCACAGUUGUUGAGGACUGAAUGGAGCACCUUCCUGGUUUUGUACUAAGAUGGUGGUAAUUCUUAGAAUCUUUGACCUGGUUUGGGGAGCUUCUCCUGGUGAGAACAAGCCCUUGGCAGAUGGGAGGCUGGUGGCUGGACCUUGUGGAGAUCGAGAAGCACAGCUGAUGGAAGUCUUAUGUUUCCACAGCGUAAUUAAGGCAUCUAUUGCUAUAGAAAAUGGUCUUAUCCUAUAAAACCAAUGAUGGUGUUAACAUCCUGGUUUGCAACAUUCCCUAACACACCAGCAGCAGCUUGGAGUUUGGCCACUACAGUUGCCAGGCCAACACUGGAAGCAGCAAUAGCCCCUGCCAAUCCCUGAGUCAGCCAUCACUUGGUGCCAGCAGGGUGGGGAACUCUCUGUCCUAGAAGUGACACUUUCUGAACAAAGUUAUUUAUUCUCUAACUUAUUUAUUUAUUUGUUUGAACCCCACUCCCCACCCUACCCACCCAGUGGCACCUAUUUAUGAUGCUGAGAGUCGGGCCUGGUGUACCAUUGAAAACGGGUGCUGAUGUUAUGUCCCGGCCUGUGACCAGCAGUUCCUACUCCCUUUUCCCUUCUUGGCCUGAUCAAAGGCAUUUCCUCUUUUUCCUUUCCUGAUUUUUAUAUUCUCUACCCUUUAUUUGCAUUUGAAUAAACUCUAUUUUUGUACAGCAGCAACUUCCUGUAGCAAUAAAGCCUGUUAAGGCAGUGAGAAA
Podarcis lilfordi (Lilford's wall lizard) is the source of this 8267-nucleotide messenger RNA. Lineage: Eukaryota; Metazoa; Chordata; Lepidosauria; Squamata; Lacertidae. The record is from the annotation of a GenBank genome assembly.